This is a messenger RNA of Podarcis lilfordi (Lilford's wall lizard), 3888 nucleotides long. The record is from the annotation of a GenBank genome assembly. Lineage: Eukaryota; Metazoa; Chordata; Lepidosauria; Squamata; Lacertidae.
AUGAGAUGUGUCGCUCUUCCCUUUUCUCUCUGUACUCUGUGGGUUUUUGGCGAGGGCAUCUCUGUGAUCAUUUCCUCCUUAUUCUACUGGGGGAAACCCAAGCGGAGUUUGAAUUUCCCAGGCGCGGCCAAGGCGAAAUCGAAGGAGGGGAAGGGGCGGAAGAAAGCCUUGCAAAAGGAUCAGGUGAGAGCAUGGAAGUGCACGGGAGGUUCUCUUUCCAAGCCUGUUCUCUUUCCGCGCCCCCAACGGAAUUCCUUGAGGGCUAGUGCAUUGCUCAGUGCAGCCUCCCAUCUAAACACAAGAUUCCUAAUCUUAGUAUACCUACUAGGAAGGGAUGAUUUGGUCAGUGGGCCUCACCUUUUACGCUUCCUUCCUCCCCAGCUUUUGCUGGUUCUGAAUGUAUUCGGGUGACCUGCUGCAAAGACGGCAGAGCUUUUUGCACCUUUAAUAAUGUGUGUGCAAAAGAGCACUGGGCAAUAUCUGCUUCAGGUGUCGAUUAUCACGGUCAAACUUUGUGAAGAGCAGCGAUGUGCACAGGCCCAUCAGAUUUGCUGCAUAUGUGUAGUAUCCUUCCAGUGAUGGAUUUUCAGCCGCCCACUUCUCCUGGAGAGCGAUGAUAUUCAAGUUUUGACGGUAGAAGGGAAUCAUGCAAUCAUCUCCCUUAAUCAUCUGUCUUAAACCAAACCCUCUUGUGGCUGUAUUUACAUGGUGCACUGGUCAUUUGUGAUCUCUCCUGCCAUGAAGUGAGUUGAGUUAUUACCUUGCUUCAGUAAUUUGUUGGCAACCUGAAGACGCACAGGCUAUAAUAUGUCCAGAGGCUACAGACGACCUGAUCCCCAUGAAGUCUGAACUGUCAUGAGCUAACUUUUUAAUAAAGAUAUAUGAAUUUAUUUUUUAAAAAACAAAAACAAAAGAGGGCACGUCUGCUAAUACAGCAUGUAUGCCAAGCGGAAAGAACCUCUUUUGCACAAUUAAUUAAAGGUACCGGGUUACCAUUUGCAUCCAGCCCAAACCCCUCCAUUGAAAUAUACUUAAAUGUGGAACACUGUGACUUAUAUAGUAUACAAUGGUGAUAAGUGAUUACAAAUAUUGUGUUUUGUUUUAAGCUGGCUUGCAUUGUUAAGUGUAUUUUGUUUGCAUAUUGUUGUCUGCUAAUAUUAAACGAAAAGGCGAGGUUUAAGGGAGGGCAGCUGCCACCUUCGUUGCAUAAGCUUUCAAUGCACCCCUUUUCCCUUGCCCUUCUGCACCUGAGAGGUGUGUUUCUGGGAUUCACCCUGUUCUUGUAAUUGUACAUUGUUUUAACAAAAGUUUAAUCCUAUUUUUGUAACCCACACCAGGAGCGUGCUGUGGAUAGGUGAGAAAUCCUAUAAAUGAUUAAGAUAGUUCCAAUACAUCAUCAUCAUCAUCAUCAACAUCAUCAUCAUUUAUUUCAAUAAAUGAUGAUGAUAAUAAAUUAUAGCUAUAAUCAGCCUAAAAAAUGAUAAGGAAGAUUUUGAUAAUACAGUAAAUAAAAUGAGGAAGAGUUUGAUAAUAAGUAAAAGUAAUAAAAGUACAAAUAAAUAAUGAUGGUAAUAAAUUAUAACAAUAAUUCCAGUACAGUGGUGCCCCACAAGACGAAUGCCUCGCAAGACGAAAAACUCGCUAGACGAAAGGGUUUUGCGUUUUUUGAGUCGUUCCGCAAGACAAAUUUCCCUAUGGGCUUGCUUCGCAAGACGAAACGUCUUGCAAGUUCUUGCGAGUUUGUUUCCUUUGUCUUAAAGCUGCCACGCCGCCAUAAGCCGCUAAUAGCCGUGCUUCGCAAGACGAAAAAACCGCAAGACGAAGAGACUCGCAGAAGGGAUUAAUUUCGUCUUGCGAGGCACCACUGUAGAGAUAAUGAAUAGUAAUAAUAAUAAUAAUAAUAAUAAAUUAUAGCUAUAAUAAGCCCAAAAAAUGAUGAGGAAGAUUUUGAUAAUAAAUAAAAAUAAUAAAAGUACAAAUAAAUAAUGAUGGUAAUAAAUUAUGACAAUAAUUCCAGUAGAGGAUAAUGAAUAGCAAUAAUAAUAAUAAAUAAAUAACUAAAUAAUUUUAUUUAUAUCCCGCCCUCCCCAGCCGAAGCCGGGCUCAGAGCGGCUAACAACAAUAAAAGUAAUACAGCAUUCUAAAAUCAAUUCAUUCUAAAAUCAGUUCAAAAUCAAAUUAAUGGCAACCUUUGGGCCAGAGUUCUGUGAGGAUUACCAAAGGAGGGGGUCAGACUCUGCCUUGGCCAAAGGCCUGGUGGAAGAACUCUGUCUUGCAGGCCCUGUGGAAAGAUGUCAAGUCUCUUGUGACAGAGUAUUAAUAAUAAUUAUUAAUUACUCUUGUGACAGAGCAUUAAUAAUAAUAAUAAUACAAUAAAUAAGGAUAAUAAUAAAUUAUAGCUAUAAUAAGCCCAAUAAAUGAGGAGGAUUUUUAUAAUAAAUAAAAAUAAUAAAAGUACAAAUAAUUAAUAAUAAAUUAUUAUUUUAUAACAAUAAUAAUUUCAGUAGAGGAUAAUGAAUAGCAGUAGUAGUAAUCAUCAUCAUCAUCAUCAACUCUGGUGAUGACAACCAGCUUGGAUGGCUUUAAAUGAGAAUUGGACAAAUUCAGGGAAGAGAAAUCUAUCUGUGCUACUAUCCGUAAAGGCUGGAGGCAGAAAUGCUUCUGAAUACCGGUUGUUUUUUGUGCUCGUGUCCUGCUUGCAGGUUUCCCAUUCAUAGCUGUCAACUUUUCCCUUUUCUUGUGAGGAAUCCUAUUCGGAAUAAGGGAAUUUCCCUUUAAAAAGGGAAACAUUAACAGCUAUGUUCCCACUGGGGCCUCUGGUCAGCCACUGUGAGAGCAGGAUGCUGGACGAAGAUAGGCCCUUGACCUGAUCUAGCAGGCAGACUCUUACUAUGAGGAGCUAUGAAGCACAGGCAGAUCUAAUUUAUUAGGCUUCUGAUUCCACCCUCCAAAAGCCUUUGUGCACGACAGGAGAAGGAACUUCGUCUCUCGUUGCCGCACCACAAUUCCCAUCAGCCCCAGAAAACGUUGGCCGGUGGCCAGUGAAGAAGGGAGUUGUAGUUCAGGAGCGUCUGGAGAACCAAAGUUCCCCCACAUCUGAUUCUUUGUGGCUAAGAGGACGAAAAAUCUUUCUCUGGGCACCCCUUUCUUUCCAGUGAAGUGUUGUAAACAAAACAUCUUGCCCUUCUUCCCUUAUGGGGGACACGAGAGCCCAUAUAGAGUCCUUACGUAGGUUCCCUAUUGCUAGGAGAAAAUAACAGAGGCCAACCAGAGAAUAUUGAGAAGCAAAGCAGCUAGUAAGCCUGAUCUUUAUUGAUCUGUUGCAACAGGGUGUUCCCCUCACACGCAGGAAAGGAGGAGGACCCAGAACAAACGUGUGCCUGUCUUUAUAUAGACAUUUUAAAUUCCCUGCCCUGGAGCUCAAGACCACCCCUCCAUACAUCAUACCUACAUCACAGAAAAGGCGGUCUACAGCAGAAAUGUGUUGUUUAUCUCCUGCCUGGCAGGUUACCUGUUAAUGGUCACCUGACUGGAUUACCUGGGGAGCCUGGCCAGUCUUUUGUAAUGAUAAAUACUUAGCCAGGUCACAGGCUCACCCUAUUCAAACACAGACAGACAUACCCUUAAGACAGGAUUUGUGAAGGAAAAGGCGAUGGGGAGGCUUUUCCAUUUUCCUUUGGCCUUGCAGAGAAAACAUUUGGUCAGUUUGGGAAUCAAAAAUGGUUUCAGGUCGGUCUUCCUGUGCUGAUCUAUGUACGUGCUUGUUUGGUACAUUUCUGAACAUUUAUUAUAUAUCUAAGGCUUUUAAAUUCUUAUCACAGAAGCACCUGGGUUCUUUCUUUUUCCCCCUGCCUUUUGCAGCAAAAGCUUUUUUGUGGGACUGGCUAG